GUCGCGUUUCCGUGAAUUCUUUUCAUCCCAAUAGAACCCCUCCCGAGAAUCAGAGAAGCGCUCCGAAGACUAUGGUAGAACCACCAUAAAACCACUGACGAAGUAGCCGAAGAAAAGAAAAGCUCAGACAGUGCAGACAUGACCAAUCGCUUUGCCUCCUCGAAACUCUAUUCUUCUCUCUUCUCUUCUAAAGUGAACCCAUUUUCUGCGGCUUGCUUUUCCACACACAUUGUUGGUGAAUCCCCAGUUCUUGUCAGGGAUUUUAUUCAUGCGGCUUUGUAUGAUCCGGAACAUGGGUAUUUUUCUCAAAGAUCAGGCUCAGUUGGAGUGCUCGAUAGAAGCAUUAAGUUCAAUCAGCUCGAAGGGCGAAAAGCUUAUAUGAAGCACCUGGACGCAAUCUACAAGCAGAGUGAUACAUCAUGGUUUACUCCAGUUGAGCUUUUUAAGCCUUGGUAUGCCCAUGGAAUAGCUGAAGCAAUUAUGCGGACUGCUAACCUAUCUGUUCCACUGAAAAUAUAUGAGAUUGGAGGUGGAUCAGGAACUUGUGCAAAGGGUGUAAUGGAUUACAUAAAAUUAAAUGCACCUACAAGAGUUUAUGAGAAUAUGUCUUACAUUUCAGUAGAAAUCAGUUCUUCACUUGCCAAGAAACAACUAGAAACUGUUGGAGCAGUAGACAGUCACUUGGCAAAGUUUAGGGUAGAGUGUCGUGAUGCUGCCGAUGCAAAUGGAUGGGGUCUCGAGCAACAACCUUGUUGGGUUAUCAUGUUAGAGGUGCUUGAUAAUCUUCCACAUGAUCUUAUCUACUCUAAGGAUCAAGUCUCAUCUUGGAUGGAAGUAUGGGUUGAGAACAAACAUGACAGGUCAGCACUGUCUGAGCUGUAUAAGCCUUUAGAAGACCCGUUAAUUGCAAGUUGCAUGGAAAUCCUGAAUUUGGCAAAAGAUGGUACUACUGUUGGAAGCAUGGCAGGUUCAGUUGCCAAAAAUAUUUGGGCUAAAGUUUUUCCUCGGCCUCGAAGAUGCUGGCUACCAACCGGUUGUUUAAAACUUUUACAAGUUCUACAUGGUGCUUUACCAAAGAUGUCUUUGAUCGCAUCCGAUUUCAGUUACCUUCCUGAUGUAAGAAUACCUGGUGAACGAGCUCCACUUGUUGCAAGCAAGAAAGAUGGCAAUAGCUCAGAUCACAGCAGUUAUCUGGAUGCAAAGGGUGAUGCUGAUAUAUUUUUCCCAACAGACUUUUGGCUUCUGGAACGUAUAGAUCAUUAUUGCUCUGGAUGGUUGAAGCCACAUGAAGAUAAUUCUUCCAAGAAGGGAAAGAAGAGGCGCACUCUUACGCUCGAUACCUCAUCUUUCAUGGAAGAAUUUGGUCUUCCCUCCAAGACAAGAACCAAGGACGGAUACAAUCCGAUGCUGGAUGAUUUCAAGAAUACUAAGUUCUAUCUGAGUGUUCCUACGCAUAAUAUCAAAUAGAUAGCUUGGAGUAGUAAAUCAACAUCAAUUUACAAGAAUCCUCAGGUGUGUUCAGAGAAGACAUUUCUGGCAUCUUGCCUAAAUUUAAAGAGGAAAAAAAAAAAAAAAGGACACCAAAAUCUCACCAAGUUGGGGGGGAUUACUGCAGAUCGUCGAGAUCAUGAUGUUUGAAGAUUUGUGGUUUAUCAACGAUGGCAGUACUAUGGACAAAAGCACUAGGGUUAAGCAGUUUCGUCAGUGUCUACUGUUAUUCAGCACAGAGGACGGACAACAUGGGACAAGCAUUCCGAAGGCAUAAUUUUGAUCGACACGAGAAUUCUUUCACAUUUGAAGAGUUGCACUGCAGCUGAUAUGUUGGUAAACUGAUUCUCAAUGGUGGACAUAUAGGAACCAAGAAAUUGUGAACUGAAGAGGUACUAUGAUUUUGGUUGAGGAAUGUAGAAUAGCAGUUGUAUUAAUUAUUUGCUUAUUUCUUAUGGGCAGCAGCCGAAGGAUGGAUAUCAUACAUUUGCAUUUCUUACGAGUCAUACAAAAACCCAUUUUCCUUCUGUGUAUAAGUGAACCAAUAAGCCUAUGCAUGAUCAAGUGGUGCAUUGUUAAGGCCUUUUUGCCUUUGCACUAAUUUCAACUUCACUUCAUCUGAUUAAGGUUUAAGAGGGUGUUUGUUUAGAUGA
Sesamum indicum (sesame) is the source of this 2141-nucleotide messenger RNA. Its product is annotated as NADH dehydrogenase ubiquinone complex I, assembly factor-like protein (DUF185). The record is from RefSeq and is a predicted model, not a curated record. Gene Ontology annotation, cellular component: mitochondrion. NCBI's taxonomy places the organism in Eukaryota, Viridiplantae, Streptophyta, Magnoliopsida, Lamiales, Pedaliaceae. Gene Ontology annotation, molecular function: protein-arginine omega-N symmetric methyltransferase activity.